UCGAUAAAAUCCUUCUUCAGGCCCUAGGCAAGGCAGAUUCUCCCUCGCUCCUCUCUUUUCAUGUGCAGCAAGCAACCAAUUAAAAAAUGAAGAAAUUAUCAAAUAAAGGGAUUAUUAAGCUUAAAACGAAAGUAGAAAAGCCAAGCAGUGAGACAAAAGAUGCCGUUACAAUGAAUAAAAAUGCCGUGGCAAUGAAGAAAAAAGAUAAACUGAUUAAAACAAAUCAGAAAAAUGUAGAUAGACAACGAGAUAAAAAAAAUGUAAAAAAAAGGAAAAACUUGGAGAAUCAACAAAUUGAGAAUAUUAGUCGAAAUAUGAAGAAUGAAACGGUUAAAGAGGAAAAGAAAACGAAAAAGGAAAUUGUCAAGACUGUGCUGACCAAGAACAAUACUGGCAAAGUAUUGAAUCAACAAGAAAAACUCGAUGCUGCAUCUAAAGCACCACGUGCUCCUGUAAAUGAGGUUAAGCCUGAAAAACCAAACCAAUCGUCAAAAAUCGUCAAGAGGCGAGUAGCUCCUGAUGAAUCAUCACUCCCAGCCAAGAAAAAAUCGAAAACUUCAUUGGAGGCUACAAAAUCUAAGGAAACGAGACAAAAACAAAAAUCUCACCGAGAAGAGGACAAGACUAUGAAAAAAUCCGAGUCAUUGGUAAUUACAGAGCAAGCUGGUAAUUUGGAAAUGACCGAGGCUCAUGUGGAGAAAUGCGUUCAAACAGUAUUGCAUCUAGCAAAAAAGCCAAAAGAGGGAAAAAAAUCUCUAUUGCCUGAAGAGGACAAUGUCAUCUUGCUCCAAAUAAACUGCAUUAAAAUACCGAAGAUGCCUAAGAGACAGCUGAGAGUUUUUCUCCCUCAUAUGAUGGUUGGUCCAACAGAUGAGGUGGCAUUAUUUGUGCCCGAUUUGGAGAGAGGUCGUCGGAAAGAUUACGAAAAAACGGUUGAUCACUGGGAAACAAUUUUAAGAGAUAAAAAUGUGUCACGAAUCAAAGAAAUCAUUCCUAUGAACAAAGUUAAAACAGAAUACAGUCAGUAUGAAAUGAAACGCAAAUUGGGACGACUCUUUGAUUUCUUCUUGGUAGAUGGAAGAAUCGCAGGUCACAUAACUCACCUUCUCGGCAAAACAUUCAGACGAUCCGCACGGCCUCCAACGCCAGUUAAACUCCAAAGGGAUAACUUGAUAAGUGAAAUUGAUAAUGCAUUACGAAAAACGAGUAUGGAGAUUCAUGGCUCGGGCAAUUGUCACACGAUGCAAGUUGCAUCAGUUACAAUGAGCGAACAACAAAUUGUUGAAAAUAUCAUUGCAGCAUGUAAAGCACUAGAGAAGGAGUAUCCUGGAGGAUUGGAGAAUAUACGUUCUAUUCUGCUGAAAACUCCAAGGAGUUUGGCAAUUCCAGUUUACUAUUCCAUCAAAAAUAAAAAUAAGAUACCAGUAACGAAAAUAACAGCCAAGAGACCAAAAGCAUUUAAAACAGUUGAGGGAGAACUUUCAACAACUCUGAGUGAUGUUUUGGUCAAGGUACAACCUGGAGGAAGAGUUACAUUAAAAAAGAUGAACAAGUAGAAAAAGUUGAAUAAUCUCAUUGAAAAAAAAAAAAAAACUCCAUCUAAAUGAUGAAAAACUUGUAAAUAUUGUAUAAAAUUCAAACUACAUAAUUUAAGCUUUUGUUUUUCAACAAUAAAUCAUGAUUAUUUUUUUUUCAUCAA
Molecule: messenger RNA, 1699 nt
Organism: Diachasma alloeum
Lineage: Eukaryota; Metazoa; Arthropoda; Insecta; Hymenoptera; Braconidae
Product: ribosomal L1 domain-containing protein CG13096
Exons: 4
Coding region: 87-1556 (489 amino acids)
Source: RefSeq, a predicted model, not a curated record